Aedes aegypti (yellow fever mosquito) is the source of this 1005-nucleotide messenger RNA. RefSeq names its product tigger transposable element-derived protein 4-like. The transcript is spliced from 2 exons. Gene Ontology annotation, molecular function: DNA binding. Gene Ontology annotation, cellular component: nucleus. NCBI's taxonomy places the organism in Eukaryota, Metazoa, Arthropoda, Insecta, Diptera, Culicidae. The record is from RefSeq and is a predicted model, not a curated record. Bases 1 to 1005 code for a protein of 334 amino acids.
AUGCCCCAGAGUACCGUUUCUACAAUUGUUAAAAAUAAGGAGAAAUGGCUUGCGAAAGAAAUUGGCCAUAAUCCUUUGGCUAAAAAGUUCAAGUCGGUGGCCGAUAUUCGAUUGGAACGGAGUAUGGAAAUCUUCGUUAACCAAGCGAGGGCGAGCAACUUGCCGUUAUCGGGAGCAAUAAUUCAAGAGAAAGCCCGAGCAUUUGCAACCCAACUUCAGCUUCCCGAAUUCAAAGGCAGCUCCGGAUGGCUGACAAAAUUCGUGAAGCGCCAAAAGCUUUCCUUCAAAAAGAUUUGCGGGGAAAGUGCAGCCGUUGAUACUGAGAUGACAGACGAGUGGGUGAAUAGCACGCUUCCGGGACUAAUCGAUGAAUAUGAACCACAUAACAUAUUCAACGCGGAUGAAACCGGUCUUUUUUACAAAUGCCUUCCCGACAAGACGUUCACCUUUCAAAAGGAAUCUUGCCAUGGUGGCAAGUUCUCGAAACAGCGACUAUCCGUCAUGUGUGCCGCUAACAUGGAUGGUAGUGAAAAACUACCAUUACUGGUUAUUGGCAAAAGCAAGAACCCCCGUUGCUUCAAAAACGUGAAGUCACUUCCGGUGCUGUACGAGAGUAACACCAAAGCCUGGAUGACGUCCUUAAUUUUUGAGAAGUGGCUUAUUGACCUGGACAAGAAAUUUGAAAUGGAGAAUCGUCAAGUGCUCAUGUUUGUCGACAAUUGUACUGCUCAUCCCAAAGCCGUGCAGGAGAAGCUCAAAUUUAUCAAGCUACAUUUCUUUCCACCGAACGCUACAUCCGUGUUGCAACCGUUGGAUCUGGGCGUAAUCAAAGCCCUGAAGCAUCACUACAGACAUUCAUUGGUGAAACAACGGAUUGACGAAAUGGAACAAAGAAAAGCGUUUACGGAAAUUACAGUCUUGGAUGCAAUCAACAUUUUGUCCAAGGCGUGGGCAGUGGAUGUAAAGCCAUCAACAAUAUCCAGCUGCUUCAGGAAAGAUAGUUGA